Molecule: messenger RNA, 7614 nt
Organism: Varroa destructor (honeybee mite)
Lineage: Eukaryota; Metazoa; Arthropoda; Arachnida; Mesostigmata; Varroidae
Gene: dre4
Product: SPT16 homolog, facilitates chromatin remodeling subunit dre4
Biological process (GO): transcription elongation by RNA polymerase II
Cellular component (GO): FACT complex
Molecular function (GO): nucleosome binding
Source: RefSeq, a predicted model, not a curated record
UCGUCGUGUAAGUGUUUGUGGCUUGUGCGGUGAUACCUUUCAUAAGUUAUUCCGUCGGAUUGCCCGGCUGCAUAGCCGCGGACCUCAAAACUAACAAUCAUGUCAAAUCCGGCAGUGAACAAGGAGACGUUCUACCGGCGUAUGAAAGGCGUCUACCAGGCCUGGAAGAAUGGCGAAGCCGAGUACGUACCUUUGGCACAGUCUGACGCCGUUGUGGUUGUCGUCGGACAGGAUGAAGACGUAGUGUACUCAAAGAGCACAGCCUUACAACAUUAUCUGCUCGGAUAUGAAUUGUCCGACACGCUAAUGGUACUCUGCGAUAGGCAGAUCAUUUUUCUCGCAUCGAAGAAGAAAAUUGAGUUUCUCAAACAACUGGAGCAGGGCAAAGAAAACGAAGGUGACGUACCACCAGUCACAUUACUUGUUCGCGACAAGAGUGACAAAGAUAAAGGGAAUUUUGAAAAGAUUAUCGAGUCUAUCGGCAAGUCGCGCGAAGGUAAGGCGUUAGGCGUCUUCUCAAAGGAUAAAUUCAAAUCGGAAUUCAUCGAUCUUUGGAAGGACGCAUUGCGGGCCGCCAAAAUUGAGAAUACUGUUGAUAUUUCACCAGCGUUAGCCUAUGUGAUGUCUUUGAAGGAUGAUCACGAGAUCAGCCUGACAAAGCGUGCUUCCCAGAUGUCGGUUGAUGUUUACUCAAAGUAUUUGCGCCAGCAAAUUAUGGAGAUUAUCGAUUCCGAUCGUAAAAUUCGUCACAACAAGCUGUCUGAGAUGGUGGAGGAGGCAUUUCAGAAUAAGAAAUUCGUUGGCCAGAACACCGACACAAGCCAGGUGGAAAGCUGUUACCCGGCUAUUAUUCAAAGUGGCGGAAAUUAUAAUCUUAAAUUUAGCGUCCAAUCGGACAAAAACUCAUUAGACUUUGGCACGAUCGUGUGCAUGCUUGGUGCACGGUACAAAUAUUACUGUUCAAAUAUAGUAAGAACGCUGAUGGUGAAUCCUUCGGAAGAACAAAAAGAGGUAUACACGUUUCUGGUCGAUCUUCAGGAGCAUAUUAUCGAGAAACUGCGCGACGGAGAGAAACUCAGCGAUGUGUACGUCGAAGGUGUUAAGUAUGCUACGGAUCAUCGUAAGGAUCUCCUUGAAAAUCUCACAAAAAAUUUUGGAUUCGCGAUGGGCAUCGAGUUCCGUGAAAGCAGCCUGUCAAUAGCACCGAAAGCAAAUGCCGUGGCCAAAAAAGGGAUGAUCUUCAAUGUUUGCGUUGGCUUAUCGAGCCUUGAAAAUAAAGAAGGGAAGGGCGACACCAAAAAGUAUGCUUUGUUCGUUGGUGAUACAGUUGUUGUUGUAGAAAAGGAUCAGCCUGUCAACGUAUUGACGCAAAGCAAAAAGAAAAUUAAAAACGUUGCCAUCGUCCUGAAGGAUGACGAGGACGAAUCUGAAGAGGAGGAAGAAACCGAGAAUAAGGGCGGUGAUAAGAAACAUAAGGAUGGCAAAAAGGACGAUGCAGAUGAGAUACUUGGACGUGGCGCCCGAAGGAACAACGCCAUUAUGGAGUCAAAGCUUCGAACAGAAGCAUCUGGCGAAGAGAAACGACAACAGAACCAAAAGGUACUUGCUGACAAGCUUAACGAGGAGGCAAGAAAUCGUUUAGCGAAGCAGGGCGAUAGAAAACUCGAGCAAAAACACGGCAAGUCCGUCGUGUCAUACAAGAGCGUGGGGCAGCUGCCUCGCGAACCAGAAAUGAAGCAGCUUAAGGUGUUUGUUGACAAAAAGUAUGAAACGGUCAUAUUGCCUGUGUUCGGCAUACCUGUACCCUAUCACAUCAGUACAAUCAAAAAUAUCUCACAGUCAGUAGAGGGCGAUUACACAUAUUUGCGAAUAAAUUUCUUCCACCCAGGCGGUGGAGCUUUGGGCCGAAACGAAGGCUCAUAUUUCCCUAAUCCUGAAGCGACCUUUCUUAAGGAGGUGACGUUCCGUGCCAGCAACCUCAAAGAACCUGGCGAACUGUCAGCGGCUUCAAGUAAUUUGAAUACGGCAUUUCAGCUAAUCAAAGCUGUUCAGAAGAAAUGGAAAACACGUGAAGCUGAAAAGCGCGAACAAGAAGGCAUUGUCAAACAGGAUGCUUUGGUGUUAUCAAACAAUAAAGGAAAUCCUAAGCUGAAAGACCUCUACAUCCGGCCCAACAUCCAUUCGAAAAGAAUAACUGGUUCGCUCGAGGCCCAUACAAAUGGAUUCCGUUUUACAUCGGUGCGAGGUGACCGCGUCGAUGUUUUGUACAAUAACGUCAAGCAUGCGUUCUUCCAGCCUUGCGAUAACGAAAUGAUAAUUUUACUACAUUUCACAUUAAAAAAUGCUAUUGUGAUUGGCAAGAAGAAGCAAACGGAUGUACAAUUCUAUACCGAAGUCGGAGAGAUCACUACUGACCUCGGAAAACACCAACACAUGCAUGACCGAGAUGAUCUCGCCGCUGAGCAAGCCGAACGUGAGCUUCGAAACAAGCUAAAGAAUGCGUUUAAGCAGUUCUGUGAGAAGGUUGAGAACGUCACAAAGCAGGAGGUCGAAUUUGAUACGCCGUUUAGAGAUCUCGGAUUUCCUGGCGUCCCAUUCCGGUCUACCGUACUAUUACAACCCACGUCUGGUGCGCUGGUUCACCUAACCGAGUGGCCUCCAUUCAUAAUUACUCUAGAGGAACUCGAGUUGGUCCAUUUCGAGCGAGUACAAUUCCAUUUAAAGAACUUCGACAUGGUAUUUGUGUUCAAAGAUUACCAGCGAAAGGUAGCGAUGGUCAAUGCCGUUCCUAUGAACCUGCUAGACCAUGUUAAAGAAUGGCUAAACUCUUGCGAUAUCCGUUAUACCGAGGGUAUCCAAUCGCUCAAUUGGACAAAAAUCAUGAAGACGAUUACGAGUGACCCAGAGGGCUUCUUCGAUCAGGGCGGCUGGAAGUUCCUUGAUCCUCAGUCAGGUUCGGAGGAUGAAGGUGAUGAAGACGACGAAGAUGAUGAGGAUGAAGAAUUCAAUCCUACGGAAUCGGAGGACGACGGUGACGGUGGAGAUGACGAUGAUGAAAGUGAUUCUGAGGACUAUUCGUCGGAGACCGAGGCCAGUGAGUCGGGAGGUGAGGAAUCCCUCGGCUCUUCGGAAGAAUCAGGUAAAGAUUGGUCUGAACUCGAGGAGGAGGCUCGCCGUGCUGAUCGGGACAAUGAAGAAGAGGAACGUGGUGGAGGUGGUGGAAGCGGUAAAAAGAAGGUGCUCACGAAGCAUUCGUCGAAGGGGCACUCAAGCAGCAGUAGCAAGCAUCACUCGUCAAAGCAUUCGCCGUCGAAAAAGUCAUCUCAUAAGGAUAAGCAUCGUGACAAGGAUAAGCAUAAAAGUCCGCAUAAAUCAUCGCAUAAGUCACCCCAUAAGGAUAAGAAGAGAUCACGGGACGACAGCAAGGGUCGUUCCCCCGAGAAGAAACGUCACAAAAAGUGAAUGGACAUAUGACGUCCAUAGUCGAUAUUGUGCGCAUGAGAGUUAAGAUCAUCUCCUUAACAGAGAAAUCAGGAAUAUUACAGGUCGUCUGUCCCUCUGAUUGGUCAUCGGAUCAGCAGCUCCCUGAACCAUAGGUAUAAAAGUCAUUGGUGGCACUUGGGCGCGGGAUGAUAUGGAAAACGUGUUGCACGACCAGCAAUACGUCUAUUGUAUAAUACAUUUUAUUCUGUUGUAUGAAUAAUUAAAUAUUAAAAAUAAUAACAUAUUAAUAAUAAAAGAGUUCAUGUAUGUAUAUUAAUCGACCUUUGCAGCCCGUGCGUGUUGUUUCACCCCUCUUUCUGAUCCUGCACACACACGGUAAAGAAACAAGGAAGCAAGCAAAGAAACAGAAAUACAUAUAGCCAUAUAUUAAAUUUGAAAUUGAUGAAAUAGAUUCGGUUGAGGUCUUUAUCGUCAACCAAGUAAACAACAAAAGCAACUAGAAAAGGACGAGUAUUACAAUCAGCCUUAUCGGGUUUGCGGUAAAGAAGCCGUUUGCUGUUACAUCUGCGAAAGGCAAUUGCUUUUAUUUUGUAAAUGUAUUGGCUACAUAUGACCGCCUCGCAACGAGGCGACUUAGCUACAUAUAUACAUACCAUAAGCAUACAUAGACAAAUGCAUAUUUGUGGGUAAUUUGCUACAAAAAUCACCCAAAGAUGAGGGGUUAACGGGAACAAGUUUGUUCCAAUGUAAGCAAAAACAGAAAUAUUAUAUAAAGAAAGUCGUACGAAUAAAGAAUAAGCAGUGAGUAAAAUAUGGGAAGAAUAAAAAGACAGCGGAUUUGUCUAUUUAUAUUCGUGACUGUAUUUGCGAAAGUGUAAUCUCUCUUGAGCCAAUAGUAGGCAUGCUUAGAUAUGCUCGUAGUUAGAGAAAUGGUUGUAAGAAAUUGUUCACUUUGCUGUAUAGUACCUUGCUUAUAUAAAACGAUGGCGGUUUCGGGAUGUCGUGCCUAGAGUACAGUGCAUGCUUGUAAGCGCUAAAAACAAACAUUUUUCGAAAUGAAUAAACAGUUCAGUUCUUAUCGGAGACUAAUAUCAAUGCCUGGUGACAAAGUAAGCACCUCUCCCUAAUUAAAUUCCAAAACAGCCGUUAUGCAAAUUUCUUAUGUGUUUUUGCGUACUGUGUGAUGUUACUAGAUAGGUAUUCGUGAUAAAAUGGCCGAAAACAGCAAAGUGUACUCCAAACAAAUUAUUUUAAGAGAAUGUAUAUACGUCUUUAGGCUGCUGCAGAAAGUUGGACAACUUGUGUGGUAUCCUUUGGCUGAAAAAAUCAAUGAGAAUAACAUAAAUCUCGUUGAUUUUAGCCGUUUAGAAUCUAUGUGAAUAUAACUUCCCGUUGCUAUUUUCAAAGCCGGCGUAGUACGAGCUGUAUUUUAGUUAAAUAAAAUGGAUAGGAUUAACCUUAGGAGAAUAGUUCUUUAAUCGACUUAAACCUCAUGCUAAUCAUCAAAGUGCGUCCCCGCAUUUAGGAUUAUAUGCAGCCUAUUCUGAAUGGCGAUCUGUUCAUUAAUAGAGGACCUGUUGUUUCCUCUGUGAAAUCGCCGUUUCUUUUUCGGUUAUACAACGCGCUAAAUUACUCCUUCACGUGCCGUCUUUUAAAAUAAAUACUUUAAAAUAGCAUGCCUUCUUUCAAGUGUAUAAUUUGUUGUUUGCAAAUGAAAACAAAAGAAAACUAAAUAAAUAGACAUUCAAUCAAGUUACUAAAUUGAUAUGCAUACGUCCACAAAGUGAAAUGUAGAAUCCCUACAAUAGAUAAGGGUUCCUAAGAUCAAUUCUUUAGUUAAACGGUAACAGACCUUAGCCAGCUAUUUUUAGCUCAAGAUUUACUUUCUUCUAAAAUCAUGAAUUUUGACCGGUGUAAUUUUAGCGCAUUGCUAUUUCCAGGUGUGCAAUAGUUUAUGCAGUUUCUUAUCAUAAUAGUUCAUUCACUUUUAAAUAUUCGCUAGAAUGUUUCCUUUAGAAGGUAAGUAGUAAAAAUCUCAGCUUGGAGAACGUAAAGAGCUUCCGCGUGCUUUUGAUUCUGUGGAAAGUCUCGCAUCUUUGGAAACCACUGUUGCAUUUAUGUAUACUUAUCCAGUGUUAUAUGAAAUGCCGAAUAAUCGAACGACCAUAUGUUAAAGCGUUUUAGUAUUUUAGGCUUGACUCAAAAGAGUAAUGGCGUCUUCGGAACUUCGUCAAGUGUUUCAGGCUUGAGGAGCUGGCAGUUGCUUGCCGCUGUGCCUACUAAAGAGAUUCCUGUGACAGAAAAAAAGAAGCCUACUUCUCUUUUGACUAGUAUUUUGUCGAUUUCCCAAUAAAUCACUAAUGCGUUAUUUAUCAAACCGCUCAUCAAUCAAAGUCUUUCAAUGACAGGUGUCAAGUUAAAAUUUGGUUACCGAAGUUCCGGCGCUAUUGCAAUCUAUUUCACUGUACUCGACGGUCGAACGCCGUGGACGCACCGUUUAUUUGAAACAAAGAUGUAAGGCGGUGCCAUACAUCAGACAUAAAACCACAGUGUGUGGAAGAUGUAGUUACAUCACUCAUCAGAACAUAUUGUUCGUCGUGCACCGGCAGUGGGUCUUGAGUAAACAGCACAGUUAGCUAACGUUAAUAGACGACCUGUGUUAGAGAAGACUGCUCGUGAUGAGUGUAAGAGAUUAUUAAUUUUAGAAAGUGGUAAGAAGACCUCUUUAACAAGGAAGUUAACAGAAAGGGUAGUAAGUCUGAAAUCUGUGCAGGUCACAAAAGACCGGCAUUAUUCUCUUUCUUGGUGUGCAGCCAAGCCCUGAGGUAGUGACGGACAUCAUGUAGCAGUUUCACGAUUAUUUGACGCGGUAAACUUGUAACUUGAUUCUGGAAAAAAUGUUAGGCUUAGGAAGUUAUAACUAACUAGUAGAUAAUCAUUCAACAUUCCUUCUAGCUAUUUAGUUCAUAUUACUUCAUUAAUUGAAUACUGUUGGUAAGAGCAUAUUGCUGGAAAAGUUCCUGGCUUUUGCAUUGUUAGGACGUAUUUCGUGCUUCAUUGAUGGCUACUUUAGUUAUAAUUACUACCAAAUAUCUACUAAUUUAUAUUAAUAGAACACCCUGUGUUCUUCGAAAGAGAUUUUCUAAAUGAAUGAAUUUACUCUGUCAGUAAAUCACUAAAUUAGAAAACUAUUUUUGUUCAUCCUUCUCUUGAAAAAUUUUGCGCUGAACCUUUAGAGGGUAAUUUAGAGUUCCAAGUGGCUGUUGUUCGAUGCUAUUGGUGCGAGGUCAACAGCGUCGUUUAGUAUCAGUAAAAAGCUUCGAGGCAAACGUGAUGGCCAGAGGACCUAUACUCCUACUUGCCUUGUCAGAAUGAAAGUGCCGAUCUUAUGUACUUGUCAAAUAACAAGAAACUACAUGAUUCUAUUAUAACAAUGUCAAAAAUUAAUACCUUAUCAAACUAUUUGAUAUUGAAUUAUUAUAAAAUACGAUUUAACCAUACUAAUGGCAGAAUUAUAAUUGGAACAGAAAUUAUUUUCUACAACCGAUCGAACUUAAUUUCGGUUGGAAAUUUUCGGUAAUUCGGUCGGAACCUAACCUAACCAAUUGUUACACACUUCCACUACGAAAUUGUGUUUUCACUCCAGAUGUUAAUUUUGACACGCUAUACGAUCGAAUACUACAUGUAUAUCGUUGUCUCACAACCACUCGAUCCCUGUGAAGCAACAUAGUGCGAUAGUUGCCAAUUUCUCAAUAAAUUCCUACCAAGCAUCGCAAGUAACCACAUUUGACGCUCUGGCAAUCAACAUGCUUUUCUAGUUAUUCGUUUGCUGAUGACUAGGUGUUAUUUAGCUUCUUCUUCUUAUGCAUAAGGCUGCGAUCAUGCAUUUGUUCAAGUCACAAAAUUUUACGCUCAGUUUGGACCUCAAUGAGGGGUGUGUUAGCGCAAAACGGCAUUUCGACUCCUCAUUAUAGGUGAUGCAUGAAGUUCAAGAAGCUUUUGGAACAGACCCUGGAUACGUAUGAGGCAUAUGACAAAGGCUUUAAAGCUAAAUGUAGCAUAUUUAAUGUACCUCACAGCAUUCAAACAUAACAUUUUCCACGCAAAACCCCGUGAGAAUAUGAAGAAAGCUGCUUUGAGUUAUUUUGGAAAGAAAAUUCGUAUAUCUUA